UCCGGCUGUAGUGUGAUCCAUUGACUUCCGCAGCAAAGGAAAGCAGGAAACGAAUUCCAUAUACGGUGAGAUGGAAUUUACCUUCAUUUUGUUAUCAGCCCUUGUGGCCGUCACCCAACAGUAAUUCCGUCAGCAUCCGGACGAAGGAAUGUUUUGGUUGGCAUCUUAUUAUUCACCGCCAUCAGCCACAAUCAACCCCUAUUUAACUUCCAACUACAAUAACGACGAGCUUGUUGUAAUGCCCUUCUUUCGUCAACUGCCAAGGGACGAUCCGGAUGUGGAAGAGAUCUUUGGAGGCACCCAACUAAGAAAUAAAGAAAUGAAUCGCUACCAACCCAUUCCUCAGGAUAAGGCUCGACUUGUCGUUAAUUUCUCGAGCCGAUCUUAUUUGUUGAAUAAAGUGAAGACGAUUAGUUUCACGAUAACGUCAUCAGUGACUUUGACCAAAGUAGAAUCAUGCAUUCCAAGUCACCAGUUUUCUGCCAGUUUUGCUAGCGUCACUUGCCGUCGCAAGCGAGGCGGAAUUGCGGAAUUACCCGUCACCAAUUGGAAAGACAUUCAAUUAGCCAUCCAGCCAACUAAUGUACAGCCAGUCGAACCGACGAUUAUUUACGCGUUGAAUCCGCCGACAGGGAGCGUGGAACUUCCACUAAUCCGUUCGUCCAAAGACGAGCACCUUCUGAACGAGAAGCAGAGCUCACCAGUAAUGCCACCAUCACAACAAGCGAGAAUGAAGAGAUUGUUGUUUCACUUUGUCGCAACUACGACAGUUGUCAGUUACACGUUUUUCUCGGCAACCAGCACAAAAACGGUUAGUCUCUUGAGUGUUGCUGACCAAGGACCAGGGUUCUUGAUUUGCCGUCCAGAGGGUUACUCUGUAUGCUCUUAACAAGUGCCUGAACAACCGAUACAGGCCACUUACUCCGGCUUUUACAAGCAACUGAUUAAUGCACGUGUCUUAAAACUUGACAGUUGUUCUUUUUUGUUAUGGUUUUUUGCUUCUAAAAUUCUAAUUCAAUUCAAACUACAAACAUAAUAAACAGCAAGUGCAAUCUUAAAA
Molecule: messenger RNA, 1060 nt
Organism: Daphnia magna
Lineage: Eukaryota; Metazoa; Arthropoda; Branchiopoda; Diplostraca; Daphniidae
Exons: 4
Coding region: 149-889 (246 amino acids)
Source: RefSeq, a predicted model, not a curated record